UCCCUGGAUACAGCGGUGCGCUCAGUGUAAACAAGCGAAACACUCCUCCAGAGAGACGUUCCCCGUGUGAGAGACCGAUUUACCUGUAAUAUAUAUAUCCAGGCAUGGUUUAUUGGAGAUAGUAGGUAUUCACAUACUGUAAGUGCGUGUAAAUGUGCUGCAGUGUCUGAUAUGGAGGUUUCUGCGGGUGAUGUGUGUCGGACCCUGGAGAUCAUCACAGCACGAGCGGAUCCACAGGUUUCUGAGGAGGAGAGCAGCGGCUGUUCGGCGGAGAAACUGCUCACUGAUCAAGUGUCUGUGGACCGGAUGGACAUCACAAAGGGGUUUCUGGACGAUAUCUCUCGGCCGGCCUCCAGUGAGAUCAGAAGAUUGAGUCGAGAUGGGCCCAGAUCUCUGGAGGUGCUCAGUCCUGACGUCACACACGCCGAGCAGGUUCACCGGGACACGACUGAUCUUACCGCAGAAAACAGCUCUGAUCAAGAAGAGUCCGAUGAAGAGAAUGAAGAUCCGGAGUUGAGAGAAGCCAUAAAGAAGAUGAAGAGGCUGGACCGUGUUCUGGCUCUCAAGGCGUCAGCGGAGAGAGAGGUGAAGCAGAGAGGAAGACAGCAGCACCAGAGACUGUGGCAGGAGCUCCAGACCGCCGGUCUCAGGAUGAGCAGCAACGAGACGGACAACACCAGACGCUUUCUAGCACUGACACCCGACAACU
Molecule: messenger RNA, 709 nt
Organism: Carassius auratus (goldfish)
Lineage: Eukaryota; Metazoa; Chordata; Actinopteri; Cypriniformes; Cyprinidae
Product: fibrous sheath-interacting protein 1-like
Exons: 6
Source: RefSeq, a predicted model, not a curated record